ACUAGCCAUCCUCCUCCACCACCUCCACAUAUUACUUUAAUCCAUAACAGAACAAAAAAGCAGAGCUUUCUAAGCUUAUCGACAAAACCAUGGAAGCAGACACCCAAGAUAUAGUCAUCGUCGGAGCUGGAAUCUCCGGCCUUGCCACCGCACUUGGACUCCACAGGCUUGGGAUAAGAAGCACGGUGCUUGAAUCUUCUGAGAAACUAAGAGCCACAGGAUUUGCACUUUCCUUUUAUUUCAAUGCUUGGAAGGCCCUAGAAGCUCUUGGUAUCUCUCAGCAUCUUCGAAAUCACCAUGAUCGACUUCAAGGAUGGAUGGUCGGAUCCAUCUCUGCUGAGAAUCCUCCUAAAGAGAUGUUAUUACCAGAAUCUGAAGAAUAUGAGGUUCGAUGUGUACAUCGGAAGAUGUUGUUAGAGGCUUUAGCGGGUGAGUUACCUGAAGGGACCAUAAGGUUCUUAUCCAAGGUUGUUCAUAUCGAACUGUCUGGACACUACAAGAUUGUUCAUCUCUCAGACGGGACUACACUCAAAACCAAGGUCUUGGUAGGGUGUGAUGGAGUGAACUCAGUGGUAGGUAAAUGGCUGGGCUUCAAGAGUCCGGCUUCAACUGCCCGGUUAGGAAUUCGAGGGCUCGCUCAUUUCCCAACAGGCCAUGGAUUUGAGAAAAGGUUCUUUCAGUUUUAUGGUAACGGUGUUCGUUCAGGUUUCGUCCCCUGCGACCAAAAUAGUGUCUACUGGUUCCUAACCCACACCUCUACUAGUUUAGCCGAGGAGACAAAUCCUGAAAACAUUAAACAGUUUGUGCUUAACAUGAUUAAAGACUUACCUAAAUACAUCAAGAGUGUUGUGGAGACCACUGAUCUUGAUAGCAUGGUGAUGUCCCGGUUAAAGUAUCGACCUCCGUGGGAGCUCCUUUGGGCAAACAUUGCAAAAGACAACGUAUGCGUUGCAGGGGAUGCACUUCACCCUAUGACCCCUGAUAUAGGACAAGGUGGUUGCUCAGCCAUGGAAGAUGGAGUUAUCCUUGCUCGUUGUCUCGGUGAAGCUAUAAAAUUUAAAAAUGAUCUGAUGGGUGAAACAGAAGAUGAUCAAAACGAGAGUUAUAAGAGGAUUGAAGUAGGUUUAAAGAAGUAUGCAAGAGAAAGGAAAUGGAGAAGCAUUGAUCUUAUAAUUGCGGCAUAUACAGUAGGUUUCAUACAGCAAAGCAGAGGGAAGUGGAUGAACCUGUUCACAGACAGGUUCUUGAGGUCUUUCCUUUCUCGGUUACGGCUGAAAAUGUCUCAUUUCGAUUGCGGAAGCCUUAGCAUUAGUUCUCAUGAAAUGUAAUCUUUGCACCAAUUCUUUUUUUUUUUUUUUUUAAUAUAUACUAGCUAUGGAGCCUUCGGACCGGAAACUCAUUCUAGUAAAAUAUUUAUUACAAAAAUUCUUUGAUUA
This is a messenger RNA of Camelina sativa (false flax), 1436 nucleotides long. RefSeq names its product monooxygenase 2. The record is from RefSeq and is a predicted model, not a curated record. Lineage: Eukaryota; Viridiplantae; Streptophyta; Magnoliopsida; Brassicales; Brassicaceae. Gene Ontology annotation, molecular function: FAD binding.